ACCUGCUCCUCCAUACUCCGUUAUUCUAACGUAACCAUCUUUCUUUCUUCCACAACAAAGAUGGCCUCUUCUCCUGACAUUCUACGCUUCCAACUUCCUGGCCACGAGGAAGCCGCGCUGCGAAGUAUGAACCAGCUGCGUUCGGAGGAACGUUUUUGCGACGUGACCGUUCUAUCUGACGGACUGAAGUUCAGGGGCCACCGCGUGGUUUUGGCCGCGUGUUCUCCUUUCCUCAGAGAUCAGUUUUUAUUAAACCCCGGCUCCGAGUUACAGGUAUCCAUGAUGCAUGGACCCAGGGUGGUCUCGGACCUUCUCCUUUCCUGUUACACAGGUCUCCUAGAGUUCUCGGUGAGGGACAUCGUGAAUUAUUUGACGGCCGCCAGCUACCUCCAGAUGGAGCACGUGGUGGAGAAAUGCCGUCAGGCUCUCACGCAGUUCAUUGAGCCAAAAAUUGGGUUGAGGGGUCCUAACAAAGUCAUGUCCUCUCGCGCACCAACCACGACGAUGCGUCCGAUGCAUCCCUUCGAGAAAAGUAGGCCUCGCAAGGCUGAGGCCAGACCGGCAAUGGAGAGCGAGGAAGAGAUGUUGUUGAUGCCUGAAGAGGAUGAAUGUGAAGACGAAGAGGAAGAAGAAGGGUCAUCUUCGGACAUCUGUAUCGUGAAAGUGGAGGCCGGCAUGGGAGGAGGGAAGGGAGCUCGAUCUUGGGGAAAGGCAGCAGAGGAGCAGAGUUCUUUGGCACAACAAGAAGAGGCUUUAGUUAAUUCCACCGUGGAAGGAGGAGAACCUGGUGAUGGGAAUGGCCAACAGAGUGGAAUUUUGAAGGCCAUAUACAGCGAUGAGGUGGAAGGAGGAGAGGGAGUGCUGAUUAUCCCCAGCAGCUAUCACGAGGAAGAAGAAGAGGUCCUAGAUGGAGGAACCGGCGGCUGCCAAAGCAGCGUCCUGGUAGAUGGAGGCUCAAGGAGCGCCCUCGGUGGAUUAGGAGGCACGUCGUGUUCGGUGAUCAUCGGGGACGCCAGGUUUGGCAACAGACAAUCGGUUAGGUGCUGUAAGUGCGAUGAGGUUUUCCAAGGGGUGGAGAAGCUGGUUUUCCACAUGCGGGCGCAGCACUUCGUCUUCAUGUGUCCGCGCUGCGGCAAACAGUUCAACCACAGCAGCAACCUCAACCGCCACAUGAACGUGCAUCGGGGAGUGAAGUCCCACACGUGCCACUUGUGCGGGAAAUGUUUCACGCAGAAGUCCACGCUCCACGACCAUCUCAACCUGCACAGCGGCGAAAGGCCGUAUCGGUGUUCCUACUGCGACGUGAGGUUCGCCCACAAGCCGGCCAUACGCCGCCACCUGAAAGAGCAGCACGGGAAGACCACGGCGCAGAACGUCUUAGAGGCCGGCAUGGCCGAGAUCAACGUGGUGGUGGGGUGAUGGAUAGAUCGAAUAGUACGGACUAUGCGGACCUUUAUAAAGACUUUAGGGGGCGAUGAGCUUGCCCGACGUCCUGAUCUCGUUUCACAGGUUCUUAAACGUACCUCUUCCGCGGGUACGUCGCCCUUAGACCGACCCCUACUUAAAAUUACCGUUUUCGCCUUUAAGCCAAUAGACUUUAGAGCUUUUUUUUUAAUUUCCUCCGUCUCCACUAUUUUAACGUUACAGCCUCCAUGCCAUCCGACUGUGUUAUUCUUUCAUAAUUGUGCUAUGAAUUAUAGUUUUAUUACAUUUUG
This is a messenger RNA of Spea bombifrons (plains spadefoot toad), 1715 nucleotides long. It is a transcript of the gene ZBTB12, whose product is annotated as zinc finger and BTB domain containing 12. Gene Ontology annotation, molecular function: protein binding; DNA-binding transcription factor activity, RNA polymerase II-specific; RNA polymerase II cis-regulatory region sequence-specific DNA binding. The coding region runs from base 61 to 1419 and encodes 452 amino acids. The record is from RefSeq and is a predicted model, not a curated record. Lineage: Eukaryota; Metazoa; Chordata; Amphibia; Anura; Pelobatidae. The transcript has a single exon. Gene Ontology annotation, biological process: regulation of transcription by RNA polymerase II.